Molecule: messenger RNA, 558 nt
Organism: Peniophora sp. CBMAI 1063
Lineage: Eukaryota; Fungi; Basidiomycota; Agaricomycetes; Russulales; Peniophoraceae
Source: the annotation of a GenBank genome assembly
AUGAAGUUCGCUGCUACCCUCGCUACCGUCUCGGCUCUCGCUCUCGGUGUGCUCGCCGAUACCAACUCCACUAUCACGGUUAACACGCCAACCGGCGCAACCGCUGCCAUUCAGUGCGAGGUUUACCAGGUCACCUGGACCGGCGGUACCGCACCCUACGAGAUCCGUCUUCUUGACGACUCGCAGACCUUUGUCGAGGAGAUUGCUUCCGACGUCACCUCGUCGCCGUACCAGUGGACCGUCAACGAGGCUUCGGGCGACACGUUCAUCAUCACCGUUGUCGACACUGACGGUAACACGGGUAUAACCGGAGAAUUCACCAUCUCGUCUUCCUCGUCUACGUCGUGCCUUUCCGGAAGCACAUCCGCCACUGCCGACUCUUCAUCUUCCUCGACCGCUUCAGGCUCUUCUGCGACCACUACCUCAAAUUCGUCUUCGAGCACCGCGUCCUCUUCUUCAUCUGCCGCAUCGUCGUCCUCGACCGCCAGCUCUGCUAUGACCGUCUCCGCCGGCGUUGCGGCGCCGUUUAUUGCUGCUCUCUUUGCACUCGCGGCGUAA